GAGGGCGAACUUUUUCAGAAGUACAGACAAUCUUGGCACACGGGAGAGGGGGAGCAGGAGAGAGGGAGUGCACAGUAGGCACAGUAAAAGAGAAAAAGGGGCAGAGCUAUACGAAAAGAAAAGCGCAAGCAGGGAAAGGCACGGAGAGCUGUUUGCCUAAACCCCGUUGGCUCUCUCAGUGCGCGUAUCCCAGUGUUGCUCAGUGAACCGUGCGGUGGACACUGCCACUGUGUCUGUGUGUAACUCUGGUUGUAUUGAACUCUGCUCACUGCUGACCAGUGGAGAGUGAAGAGAGGGAGGAGGAGGAGAGGGAGAGCGCCGGACACCCUGUCGGUGGGCUUGCCCGGCCAAGGCAGUUUUACUUGAUAGGUUCAGCAGCCAUGCUGGAAAACGCAGGUGGAGCAAGAGCGGAUGCUAAAGUGAAUAAUCAGUCAGAAACUACUAAAUGUGCAAUGGAGAGUGGUGACGGGAACACCGGUAUUCAAACCAAUGGGUUGGAUUUUCAGAGGCAGACGGUGCCCACCACAAGUGCAAUCACUAAUGCACAUGCACAAGCCCUCCUCCAACAGUCAAAGUCGGAAGACUCGGGUUCUCUUCCGACCUCCGUCCAGCAGAGCGUAUUGCCUCAAACCCAGCUAAUGUUGGCCGGGGGACAGAUUGCUGGAUUGAGCCCAAUGCAGCAGCAGCUGUUUCUCCAGCAGGCCCAAGUGCAGCUCCUGGCUGCUGCCGUGCAGCAUUCUGCCAACCAGCAGAACAGCACCACCGGGGACAACAUCUCAGCCUCUGCAGCCACACCAAUUACCCAGCUGCCCCUGUCACAGCCCAUCCAGAUUGCCCCUUCUUUACAACAGCAGAAUCUAAGUCUGCCCCAGUUUGUCCUGGUUCAGCCUGGCCACCAUAUCGCCACGCCACUGCAGCCUCAGUUCAUUAUCUCACAGGCGCCGCAGGCCCAACAGGGCAUGAGUCUUCUAACUCAACUACCUCAAAGCCAACCUAACCUCCUGCCGACUCAACCAAGCAUCACCCUUGCAACUCAGCCUGCAACCCCAACCCGCACAACAGCAACCACACCUAUUCAGUCCCUCCCACACAGUCAGACGCCACCCAAACGGUUGGAUACUCCCACUCUGGAGGAACCUAGUGACCUUGAGGAGCUGGAGCAGUUUGCCAAGACUUUUAAACAGAGACGUAUCAAACUGGGCUUUACGCAGGGGGAUGUUGGCCUGGCCAUGGGGAAGCUGUACGGAAACGACUUUAGCCAAACUACUAUUUCUCGCUUUGAGGCCUUGAAUCUGAGCUUUAAAAACAUGUGCAAACUCAAGCCAUUGCUGGAGAAGUGGCUCAAUGAUGCAGUUUGUGCAGAGAACCUGACAUCUGACCAGUCCCUGUCGAGCCCCAGUGCCCUGGGUUCCCAGGGCAUGGGCAUAGAGGGAAUCAACCGCAGACGGAAGAAAAGAACCAGUAUUGAGACCAACAUUCGAGUGGCCUUAGAAAAGAGCUUUCUGGAGCAGAACCAAAAACCUACCUCUGAAGAGAUCACCAUGAUCGCUGACCAGCUCAACAUGGAGAAGGAGGUGAUUCGGGUCUGGUUCUGCAAUCGACGACAGAAAGAGAAGAGGAUUAAUCCUCCCAGUAGUGGCAACAGUGGAGGAGGCAACACCCCUAUCAAAUCUAUCUUCACCCCCAGCAGCCCUUUGGUGGCCAGCACAGCAAGCCUUGAUAGCAGCCCAACUAUUACCACACCCACCACUCUGACUGUAAACCCAGUGAUGCCUCUCACCAACACCAGCAUCGCCAAUUUGUCUUUCACAGGCACGGCAGUUGGAGCCACAAACACUGCAUCUGUCAUCUCAACUGCGCCUGUGGUUUCCACGGCAACAAGCUCUCCGUCUUUAAGCACGUCCCAGACGAGUAAUCAGUCCACGACCACGGAGAGCAAAGCUGGCACGCAGGCUCAAACCAUUUUCACCCAGGCGCCUUCAUCCAUAGCUACCAGUUUAGGGACGGGUCAGGUGAUGGUGGCAGCUCCGGGGCUUUCUGCCGCGCUACAGGGGGCCGCCUCGCUACCCAGUGCCAGUUUUGCAGCUAUGGCUGCUGCUGCGGGGCUCAACCCAGCACUGAUGGCAUCUUCGCAGUUUACUCAAGGGGGUGCCCUCCUCAGUCUGGCUCCUGGCGGCCUGGGCAGUGCACUGAGCCCUGCUCUCAUGAGCAACAGCACUCUGGCUACCAUUCAAGCACUGGCAUCGAGCGGCACAAUCCCCAUCACCUCUCUGGAUGGCAGUAACCUGCUGUUCGCCAACACUUCUGCUGGUAACACCCCCAACCUGGUGACCACGCCGCUCUUCCUGAACCCCCAGAACCUGUCGCUGCUCACCAGCAACCCCGUCAGCCUGGUGUCGACCGGCGCGGGAGGGCUUCAGGUCACUGCCGACGGUCAUCAUCAAGCCAGCACGGCUGCUGUGCCUGUGCAAGCCUCGACCAUUACCACUGCCCCCAAGGCUCAGUGAAGCCAGUCAGGCCGCACCUCGAAUUAACGCCCAAUUUCUUACGUCAAGCACUACUCCUGUCACACCAUGUAGGAUGAGGGUGGUACUCUGAUAUAGGCUCUGCGCUUCACUAACCACCCCGCAUCCUCUCCAUUGUAUCUACCAUAGAUUAAUCCUUUUGCUGCCACCAAAAAGAAAACGACUUAACAUAAGGGUGGGUUUAACUGUUGGUUUCUUUUAUUUUUUUUCUUUCUUUAUGAUUCUUGGAUGUUUUUUGAUUUUCCACACAAACAGUAGCCAGAUGGACACUGUUGUCGGCCUGCCGCUUCUCCUGAACCUUGACAAGUGUCCAGGGAGAAAAUAUCCUCGGCGUCAUCGAGCUGUAUAUACAUAUACAUAUAUACAUAUAUAUAUAUAUCCUCCUCUUUGCAGGUCAGAAUUUUCUCUGAAAUUCUUCUAACCAAAAACAAACUUUUCUCUUCUAACAUUCAAACUUAAUUGAUUUACUACUAAUUUCACAAUGUUCAUAAUCACUAAUGAGGGUUUGUGUGUCGCUCUCUUUAAUUAUCUCUUGUUUUUGUUUUUUGGGUUUUUUUGUUCGUUUGGUUUUUUGUUUCUUGACAGGCCUUGUUGUAAAUCAUAUCAAAUUAUAUUUUAGAGACUUUUUUUCCCUUUUUAUCUUUUACUGUCUAUAUUUUUUGACAUUUUCCGAUCUUUGUAAGAGUAAUGUUAAGUUAAGAUUUAGCUAUCACUUUUUAAUCGUGGUUAUAAGGCUUUAAAAAUAAGUAAUAAGUGGCCGAUAUAAAGGUUAUCAUUGCUUUAAGGGUCGGAGGGACGCGGCGUGUCUCUCCGAGUCUCUCUUCUGGAAACACUGAGUUUUACAUAGGUGGUGGUGCAGUAGCCACCGAGCCUCUGUAAAACGACGGUCUCGGUGUGGAUUAUCGACACUGACAGAAAAAUGACUGAAAACAUUACAUUGAGAGCUUUAAAGUGAGCUGCAGACCUGCGUCUGACUAAGGGUGACUUGUUUUGGUUUGUGAUCCGUUGGAACACUGUACAUUAAGUUUUGGACGUGGACGUUUGCGUGUGUCGUCGACAGCUCAGGCAGACGCUGAGAGUUCAGCAGCUGCACGAUCCACAAGGCUCUGCAGUCUGUUUUUUUGUGGAGGGAACUAGUCAUGUUCACCAAACCUGAACUGUGGUGUGGUGGCUUUGCCUAGAUGGGGAUAGUGUAUUGUGGGAAGGGGGGGGGGGGGGGGUUGUUUGGUUUCUUUUUGUUUUGUUUUUUAUUAGAAUUACCGUCGUAUCUACUUGUGCACAGUAUCUGUACCAAAAAACUGGAUUGAUGAGCUGCAGUCUGCCUGUUUUGGGAGGAUUGAAAUUCUGUCUCUUUAUUUUGUCUGCAGUCGUUCGACUGGCUUACCUACUUUAAGAUAUACCAAAAAUAUUUGUUAAAAUAAUUGCUGUGUGUAGUCGGUGUAGCUUAGUCUAGUCAAUAUAUUUAUGAGUACAAAAAUCUCUUCAUAGUCAGAAUAUAGAAAUGCAAUAUUUUGAUGAUCAUUUUCCAAAGACUACAUUUUCUUUUUCCUUUUCUUUUGUUAUUUUGUUUGAUUUGACCAAGUGUCUCAUAUUUAAAUUUGUAAUUGGCAGCACAACUGACCAAAAAGAGAGGGAUUGGUGGGUUGGAGUAUGAGGAAGUGGUUUCUUUUUACUUCUAUUAUUACCACUUUACUUUUUAAAUUUUUUUUAAUUAAAUCACCGUGGCCUCGGCCCAAUGCUUAAUCUGGUUUAAUCCGAGCCGUUUAGUGGCGUCUUUUCCUUUCUAAUCAGUUGUGGUAGCAGUUUUGGACUUUUCUGCAGCAUAAUGGAAAAGAUCUGAUUUUGGUUUUGUGCUAAUAUUCAGCCAUAAAACAACAGCUUGAACCAAAGUGGUUUUCCUCAGUAGUUGCUGUGCCUGUCUUGAGCACACAAGUUGCUUUUCACUCUCUUAAAACUCCACAAUUUAUUUCUUUAUUUUUGUCCCUCCUCAGUCAAUACCUGAUUUUCGUGAUUUGGUGCUGCUGGAUAAGGAUCACAGAAACUUUAGCUUUAACAACUUGCUGCUGAGACUCCUGUCGGAGUUGAGCUGUCAAGACGCCUGCAUGCUUUCUAAUAGCUUUACGACUACAUCCUGUGAGAAUCAGGGUAUUGUAGUUCGCACUCUCCCUGCUGGAGGGAUCACUUAUGUAAAUCCAUAAAUACUUCACCUCCUCUCAGCUCCGCCGUUUCGAACCAGCAUGCUAGGAAACGAUAUGCUGCACCCGAAAUCUGUCUGGGGACUAGUUUAAAAACUCCCCAAACUUAUCUUAGCCAACACAGCGGUGGGAUAAGUACCGUUCUGUGCUGCACAUUCAGCUAAACCCCACACAAAAGUAGCAUUGUUCUGCUUCAAAAUGACAAACACAGCAAUUAGUAACUCACUCAGACUGUAAGCAGUGAAAUUUGUCCCCGUUCCCCUCUCGUAUGCUUCUUUUCUGUUGAUUUAUUUUUGACUAAAUAUACCUCAGCAGCGCUUCAAACAUAGGUUCACCUUUUAGACAUUUCUCUGUAUACAGCAUUGUAGAAUGUAUAAUUACUGACUGGCUUGCCAUUCAGCGUUUAUACUGAUGAACCAUACAUAAAAACCAUUGCAAGGACAACCUACUACUGCUAUUUUCUAGUACUACUAUUUAUGGGGUAUUUCCAGGUUUAAAUAUUAUUUUGAGAUCCUUCUUGCCAAAGUAAAAGCCUUUCUCUUUGCAGCUUGGUGGGUGUGUUUGGGGGGUUUGUUUUGUUUUUGUUUCUUUCCUUAUCUCUGAGGCCACAAGAGCCCUGAAGAACUCAGUCGUGUUUCAGUGCUUGUUUGGAGUUUUGGAGGUUUGCAAACAACAUGAACCAGUUGCCACUGGCACCAUAGGAUGUUACUGAAAUAUUUAUCUGAGGAAAGACUUAAGAAUUAGAGAAACGAUCUUUUCUUAAUUCUAUACAUAUAAAUAUAUAUAUAAACACUUGUAAGAUAUUCAUAUUUUAUAUUUGAACCAGUAUGUUACCAAGACUGAAUGUAGUGUUUAUCAUACUUACUCCCCCCCCCCCCAAAAAAAAAAAUCUCCCCAGUUUUCUUUAUUUUUUCUUAUUAAACUGUCAAGACCAAAAAAUUUGAGAUGGAGCCCGAGAUGAUGCCUCACUGGAGGGUGACUCGCUGACCCCCCGCUGUGCAUCAGCGACGUCUGUUCGACAGGAGGGGCUCGCUCAGGCGCUCCUGGCAGACAGGUCCUGUGGUUAAUAGGAGACUCUGAAGCAUUUGAUCUUAAUCUUUUAAUAGACGUAUAAAUAUAUAUAUUUGGUUGAGUUGUUGUGGAUUUGAUUUGCUGUGCUGUCUUUAACAAUCAUUUGUUUUGGGUUUUUUUUUUUUUUUUAAUGUAUUACUUUAUGCCUUUAAUUGUUUUGUAUAGUGUGAGAGGGCAAGAUCACUGGCUUUCUUAGUUUGACAAAGAAGAUUAACAUUAUCAUUUAUGCCUUAUUGUUACGUAGAAGACAUGAGCAUUGUAGCAUUGUUGUUCUGUAUGUGUGUGAGAGUGAGAGAGCAUGGGCACUGAGCUCACCUGGUGCAUUGUUUUCACUGAAACAGUACAGUGUACUCUGGGCAUUUUAGAGCGUGGGACGAUUAUGUUGCUACCUAUGGUUUUUAGGUGCGACUUAGACAGGUAGGAGGAUAUACCUGUGAGAAAAAGCUUUACUAAUAAUUCCAGCAGGCAGGUGUGUUUGUGUGAGUGUGUCAUUUAAAGAGAGGCCAGGGAGGACAGUCUGCAAACCAUUUUGGUGCAUCUUUCCCAUCUUCCAGCAGGUGUUUAGACUGAUUUUUGAAAAGAAGGGUGAGACGAGAGGACUUAUUUGUUUUGUUUUGGGGUUUUGUUUUUUGUUUGUAGUUUCCUGACUGAGGGUCUUUACAAAUUAACUGCAAGCUUUAAGCAAGCCACUGCCGAGAGCCAAGCCAGCUUUCAGUUUGUUUGGGGUCAGCUUGGACUCAGGAACUGUCUGCUUGUCUGGCUUUGCUUGUGAAGCUUCAGUUUCAGGUGAUCCUGAGAUUCUUGUGGAUCAGCUGUGCACCAAACAGACGGUAUUUUGACCCACCACACUGGUUUGCUGAGAGUUUUGUUUUUUUGUUUGUUUGUUUGUUUUCUCCUUUUACUAAAUGUCAAAGGUUGCGUGGCGCACCAGUAAGGCUAAAGGAGCUGUUGUAUACCUCAUUUUUAACUCAAGAUUGAGUGAAACCUGCUUUAAUCUACUUAUGAAACAAAUGUUUUUAAAAAUCAUAAAAAAAAGACUAAAAUACACCAACUUGUCAGUGGAGAAGCGUGUUCAUACCUGUACUUAGUGAAGGGUUGUGGAGCCGCCACAAGAGGGAGACGAACUACAUACCAGUACUCACAAAGAGGGGUAAACAAGAGAAGGCAUAAAAGGUGAAUCUGUGUGUAAAAAGGGGCAAACAUCUGCUGCUUUUCUUUCACAAUUUCUUGUGCACUGAAGGAUUUCAUUCAUGAAAACAUGAAUUUUGAUGAAUUCUAUGGACACCCCCCACUCCACCCUUUUUUUUUUUUUUUUUUAAGUUUGACAAUCUUGCUUUAUUUAUUUUCUCACUCUUGGCUUGGUACAGGUAUGUGCGCGUCUUCCCACGUGAUGGCUCGCCGUCGCAGCCCGCUCUCGCUCCCCUGUGGUACCAACGUUAACCAAAGACUUCUUACUAACUUGAUUGUAUAUGAUCGACGCCGCCUCUCGCCCAUCCCCGCCUCACUGCUCAACAUCAAAUCCCGGCUGCACGCCCCUCGAUUCGUAUGUAAAGAGGUUGUUUUUUAAAAAAUUGCAUUCGAAUGUGCGUCCGGUGCCCCCUUCGUCGCCUCUGCAGUGGUUUCAGUGCCUGUGGGCGGGGAUCGGAAGGGAGGGGUAGCAGGGGCCGGGCGGGCUUCUCCGGCAAACGCAAACCGAUGCGGUGGAUAGCUGGGUGAUGUUUGUUAAUACACACUGAGGGUUGAUCCUGUGCACACUGUACCUGCUCAGGACUCUGUAUGAUUGUCUGUCUUGAGCGCUGUUGUCGUUUGGUUGGUUGGAUUGAUGUCCCACCCUCCGUCGUUCCUCUCUCAAGGACUGCGGCGAAAAAUGCUAUUCCUGCCUCUCACAGUGCGUCUGUCUCUUCCUCAUCUGUACACUGUAGUCCCAGGACAUGACCCUGUUGUUGUCUCCAGGAAUACACAUCCUGCGUUCGCUAACUCACUGCUGUGUCCCCUUCCCUCUCCUCCUCCUUCCUCUCCCUUUCGUCUGCUCUCUUCUUUGACUCCUCACUACAGACUCUGAUCAGCUGUGACACUAUGCAUCAUGGUCCUUCACUUUGCAUGGACUGUGUCCCUCCGACUCAGACCUCCUGGUCGGCAGGGCUUCAGUGACACUUUGUUUAAUGCUUUACUCCAAGUGAGGUUGUAGGACCUCACAAGCGCUAUCCCAAAGCAAAAAUCCAAAUAUUUAACUUUUGACAAAUGCAGAUACCAAAGAUAUCUCUCUGUCCUGUGUGUGUCUCUGUUGGUUUCUCUCUCUCUCCCUUUCACCCUGCAGCAUGUGUAUUAAGAGACAAACCCAGCACUGGCUUUAAAGUCCCAGCCUCAGUAAUUCCAAAGCUUAGAUGUAUAUUUUGGUAUAUUUCUGAGAAAAAACUUGCGUGAAAAAGCGUCUGUUCCUCGUUUGUUUGUUGUAAUCUCUUUUCUGUCACAGCAUGGAACUAAUUGCAGAACUGUCUUACUCUUGGUAGGUUAAAGAUAUAGUAUUUUUGUAUGUUUUUGGGUGUGUUAUAUAUAUGUGCGUGUGUGUGAUUAUCAGUUCACAGCCCAAGUGACCAUGGCUUUCAACAAGAGAGAGAAAUAACUUAAAAAUUAAAAAAAAAAA
Oreochromis niloticus (Nile tilapia) is the source of this 8435-nucleotide messenger RNA. RefSeq names its product POU class 2 homeobox 1b (gene pou2f1b). Gene Ontology annotation, cellular component: nucleus. Gene Ontology annotation, biological process: regulation of transcription by RNA polymerase II. Bases 381 to 2507 code for a protein of 708 amino acids. Gene Ontology annotation, molecular function: DNA-binding transcription factor activity, RNA polymerase II-specific; RNA polymerase II cis-regulatory region sequence-specific DNA binding. The record is from RefSeq and is a predicted model, not a curated record. The transcript is spliced from 15 exons. Lineage: Eukaryota; Metazoa; Chordata; Actinopteri; Cichliformes; Cichlidae.